Messenger RNA from Ilyonectria robusta, 1083 nucleotides. RefSeq names its product glycoside hydrolase. Lineage: Eukaryota; Fungi; Ascomycota; Sordariomycetes; Hypocreales; Nectriaceae. The record is from RefSeq and is a predicted model, not a curated record. The transcript has 2 exons. Bases 1 to 1083 code for a protein of 360 amino acids. Gene Ontology annotation, molecular function: polygalacturonase activity. Gene Ontology annotation, cellular component: extracellular region. Gene Ontology annotation, biological process: pectin catabolic process.
AUGCUCUUUUCCGCUUUGCUCGCGGGCGUUUUUGCCUCGUCCGCCCUGGCCUCGCCUCUCUUGGAGGAUCGCGCCACCUGCACUUUCACUGAUGCGAAGACGGCUAUUAAGAGCAAGAAAACCUGCUCCAAGAUCUACCUCAAGAACAUUGCUGUUCCCGCCGGCACUACUCUCGACAUGACUGGCCUCGCCAGCGGCACUCAGGUCAUCUUCCAAGGCAAGACAACUUUCGGCUACAAGGAAUGGAGUGGUCCCUUGAUCUCCUUCAGCGGCAGCAACAUUGUCAUUGACGGCGAGUCGGGCCACACGAUUGACUGCGAGGGCCAGCGUUGGUGGGAUACCAAGGGCUCCAAUGGUGGCAAGACCAAGCCCAAGUUCUUUUCCGCGCACAGCCUAAAGAACUCGCAUAUCAACAACCUCAACGUCAAGAACACGCCUGUUCAGGCUUUCAGCAUCAACAGCGUCAACAAGCUCUAUGUGGAUAACGUGCACAUUGAUAACAGCCUGGGCGACAGCAAGGGUGGUCACAACACUGAUGGCUUCGACGUUGGCAGCUCCGAUGGCGUUUAUAUUACCAAUGCGGUAGUGAAGAACCAGGAUGACUGUAUUGCUAUCAACUCCGGCACCAACAUCGAGUUCAGCGGCGGAACCUGCUCUGGCGGCCACGGCCUCUCCAUCGGCUCUGUCGGUGGUCGCUCCGACAAUGUUGUCAAGGGUGUGAACAUCCACGGCACCAAGGUCAUCGACUCAGACAAUGGUGUUCGAAUCAAGACUGUCUACGGUGCUACUGGCUCAGUCUCUGAUAUCACCUACUCGAGCAUCACGCUCACCAACAUUGCCAAGUACGGCAUUGUCAUUGAGCAAGACUACAAGAACGGCUCCCCUACUGGCUCCCCUACCUCGGGCGUCCCCAUCACGGGCGUCACCAUCAAGGGCGUUACCGGAAGCGUCAAGUCGGGCGGCCAGAAUGUGUAUAUCCUCUGCGCUUCAUGCAAGAACUGGACCUGGAGCGGCAACAAGGUCACCGGUGGCCAGAAGGAGAAGAAGGCGUGCAAGGGUAUUCCCAGCGGCGCUUCCUGUUAA